Messenger RNA from Prunus mume (Japanese apricot), 1307 nucleotides. RefSeq lists its product as uncharacterized. The record is from RefSeq and is a predicted model, not a curated record. Gene Ontology annotation, molecular function: nuclease activity. Lineage: Eukaryota; Viridiplantae; Streptophyta; Magnoliopsida; Rosales; Rosaceae.
AUGCAGUCUCCCGUCGUGGCCACCAAAUUCCAUUUCACAAAAUCUGCAAUUUACAGCACUGGCCACUCCAAGAAGAGAACCACCAUCUUCCAUUUCAAAUUCACACGUUCCUCUACUUUACGAAUACAAAGAUUCAACUUAGAGAACCAUUUGGUCUCUCCAUGGUCUUCCACCAUUUUUCCAAGGGGCAUAAGGAAUUGCACAGAAUGUAUCAAUGUUUCAUGGAGAUGGUUUUCUCAAGUCAUCUCUUUUUACUUGUUCUGUCUAAAUCUUGUCGCUGAUGCUGAGGCAAUUGACUAUCCAUCUCCUUCUUUUGUGUAUGCUUGUGAAGAUGUUAACAAUUACUAUGCCAAUGCGGAUCAUUUAGAGGGUAAAUCACUCAAGAAAAAACUGAAUUCCAUCAUAGCCAGGCACCAAUCUUUAUCCUACAGAGAGGUGUGGAAUGCCCUCAAGCUUCUUGAUGCUUCGGAUGUUGACAACCCCAAAGCUUCGUCAGGAAUAGUUGAAAUUUACUCCUUGAGGGUUGUACCCAAGUCGUUAGCUGGAAAGCCUGAAGGAUGGAAUAGGGAGCAUCUAUGGCCUCGUUCUUAUGGGUUAAAAGAUGGUCCAUCCUUGACUGAUUUACACAACAUUCGCCCAGCAGAUGUGAAUGUCAAUUCAUCCAGGGGGAACAAAUACUACGGAGAAUGCAAAGUUCACUCAACUAAGUGUUUGAAGCCAGCAAACAAAGAAGCUGCUUUGGACACGGAAACUGACAAGGACAGAUGGGCACCACCUAAACAGCAUAGAGGAGAUAUUGCAAGGGCGCUGAUGUACAUGGCAGUAUGUUACGGGUUUCGUCAACCAGAUGGAGGCCCAGCUCUUCACCUUUCAGAUUCUCCAAAAAGUUCAGCAACUAGUGAGAUGGGACUGCUUUCUACAUUGUUAAAGUGGAAUGAGAUUGAUCCACCUUCAAGAGAAGAGAAGUUGAGAAAUGAAAGAGUCUGCAAGUUUUAUCAGCACAAUAGAAAUCCUUUUGUUGAUCAUCCAGAAUAUGCAAGUCUCAUAUGGGAAGAACACAGUUCUCUUCGUCUUCCAAGGAGUCAUGAAAUUCACAACAAAAGACAGUUCAAGACAACGAAACAUGAGCAGCUGAUUUUCAGUUGACAUGGUUCAAGCCUACAAGGAAAGACAUGGUGGAAUUGCUAUGACAGGCACGAAACAAUUUUUUAGUUCAUAAGCCUUGCUUCAGGGGAUGGUAGCCAGAAGGGUUUUCCAUGGCCUGUGGUGCUGCGACGUGAGUGUCAAACUAUCAUUUCAUUGGAUGC